Molecule: messenger RNA, 5726 nt
Organism: Ictidomys tridecemlineatus (thirteen-lined ground squirrel)
Lineage: Eukaryota; Metazoa; Chordata; Mammalia; Rodentia; Sciuridae
Source: RefSeq, a predicted model, not a curated record
CGUGGGCCCGGUGGCCGACAGCCCGCUGUGUCACGCCCCGCAGCUGCCGCAGGCCUCGUGCGAGCACCCGAGGCGCCUGACCGACAACUACAACAAGAUCCUGCAGCUGGACCCGGGCCAGGGCCUGGUGGUCGUGUGCGGCUCCAUCUACCAGGGCUUCUGCCAGCUGCGGCGCCGGGGCAACAUCUCGGCGGUGGCCGUGCCCUUCCCGCCCGCCGCGCCGCCCGCCGAGCCGGUCACCGUGUUCCCCAGCAUGCUCAACGUGGCGGCCAACCACCCCAACGCGUCCACCGUGGGGCUGGUGCUGCCGCCGGCCGCGGGCGCGGGGGGCAGCCGCCUGCUGGUGGGCGCCACGUACACGGGCUACGGCAGCGCCUACUUCCCGCGCAACCGCAGCCUGGAGGACCACCGCUUCGAGAACACGCCCGAGAUCGCCAUCCGCUCCCUGGACGCGCGCGGCGACCUGGCCAAGCUCUUCACCUUCGACCUCAACCCGUCCGACGACAACAUCCUCAAGAUCAAGCAGGGCGCCAAGGAGCAGCACAAGCUGGGCUUCGUGCGCGCCUUCCUGCACCCGGCCGCGCCGCCGCGGGCCGCGCCGUCCUACGCGUACCUGGCGCUCAACAGCGAGGCGCGCGCGGGCGACAAGGAGAGCCAGGCGCGGAGCCUGCUGGCGCGCAUCUGCCUGCCCCGCGGCGCCGGGGGCGACGCCAAGAAGCUCACCGAGUCCUACAUCCAGUUGGGCUUGCAGUGCGCGGGCGGCGCGGGUCGCGGCGACCUCUACAGCCGCCUGGUGUCCGUGUUCCCCGCGCGCGACUGGCUCUUUGCGGUCUUUGAGCGGCCCCAGGGGACCCCCGCGGCCCGAGCGGCUCCGGCGGCGCUCUGCGCCUUCCGCUUCGCCGACGUGCAAGCCGCCAUCCGCGCCGCUCGCACCGCGUGCUUCGUGGAGCCCGCGCCCGACGUGGUGGCCGUGCUGGACAGCGUGGUGCAGGGCACCGGGCCGAGGUCUGAGCUGCCGUCUCUCUUCCAGCUCCAGCCAGAGCAGCUGGACUGUGGCGCCGCCCACCUGCAGCACCCCCUGUCCAUCCUGCAGCCCCUCAAGUCCUCGCCCGUGUUCCGGGCUCCGGGGCUCACGUCCGUGGCCGUGGCCAGCGCCAACAAUUACACCGUGGUCUUCCUGGGCACGGUCAAUGGCCGGCUCCUCAAGGUGAACCUGAACGAGAGCAUGCAGGUGGUGAGCAGGAGGGUGGUGACGGUGGCUUACGGGGAGCCCGUGCACCCCGUCAUGCAGUUUGACCCCGCGGACCCCGGGUACCUGUAUCUGAUGACAUCCCACCAGAUGGCCCGAGUCAAGGUGGCGGCCUGCGACGUCCAUGUCACCUGCGCAGCCUGCCUGGGUGCGGCCGACGCCUACUGCGGCUGGUGCGCCCUGGAGACCAGGUGCACGCUGCAGCAGGACUGUGCCAACGCCACCCAGCCGCACUUCUGGACCAGCGCCAGCGAGGGGCCCGGCCGCUGCCCGGCCAUGACCGUCCUGCCCGCCGAGAUCGACGUGCGCCGCGAGUACCCCGGCAUGAUCCUGCAGAUCUCGGGCAGCCUGCCCAGCCUCAGUGGCAUGCACAUGGCCUGUGACUACGGAAAGGACAUCCGCACCGUGGCCCGGGUCCCCGGCCCCGCCUACGGCCACCAGAUCGCCUACUGCAACCUGCUGCCCAGGACGCAGUUCCCGCCCUUCCCCGCCCACCAGGACCACGUGACCCUGGAGAUGGCCCUGAGGGUCAAUGGGCGCGACAUCGUCUGGGCCAACUUCACCAUCUACGACUGCAGCCGCGUGGCCCAGGUGUACCCCCAGGCGGCCUGCACCCGCUGUCUGUCGGCACCGUGGCCCUGCUUCUGGUGCACCCAGCAGCACGCCUGUGUCUCCAACCAGUCCCGCUGCGAGGCCUCGCCAAACCCCACGGACCCUCAGGACUGCCCCCAGAUCCUGCCCUUGUCCCUGGCGCCUGUCCCCACGGGGGGCCCCCAGGAUAUCCUGGUGCCCCUGGCUAACGCGGCCUCCUUCCACGGGGCAGCCCUGGAGUGCAGCUUGGGGCCAGAGGACACCUUCGAGGCCACGUGGCUCAACGCCUCAGUGGUACGCUGCAACCAAGUGGCGCUGCACACGACCCUGAAGACCCAGGAGUUUGCCCUCAGCCUCCAACUGAAGGGGCGGCCCUCGCAGUUCCUGGACAACCCCCAGCCCCCCAUAACAGUUGUGGUCUAUAACUGUGCCAUGGGCAGCCCCGACUGUUCCCAGUGCCUAGGCCGCGAGGACCAGGGUCACCUGUGUGUGUGGAGCGACGGCUGCCGCCUGCGGGGACCCUUGCAGCCCCUGCCCGGCUCCUGCCCCGCACCUGAGAUCCGUGCGAUCGAGCCCCUGAGUGGCCCCUUGGAUGGCGGGACCCUGCUGACCAUCCGCGGCAGGAACCUGGGCCGCCGGCUCAGUGACGUGGCCCACGGCGUGUGGAUCGGCAGCGUGGCCUGUGAGCCGCUGGCGGACAGAUACACGGUGUCGGAGGAGCUGCCUCUGGUCCACAACCUGGACCCUAAAAUGGGCCCCAAGGCAGGGGGCACCAGGAUCACCAUCCAUGGGAGUGACCUCCACGUGGGCUCCGAGCUCCAGGUCCUGGUGAACGACACAGACCCCUGCACGGAGCUUGUGCGCACGGAAACCAGCAUCACCUGCACGGUGCCCGGGGGCGCCCAGGCGGCCCCGGUGCCCGUGUGCGUGCGCCUGGAGCGCAGGGGCUGCGUGCGCGGCAACCUCACCUUCUGGUACAUGCCGAACCCCGUGAUCACGGCCAUCAGCCCCCGCCGCAGCCCCGUCAGCGGCGGCAGGACCAUCACGGUGGCUGGCGAGCGUUUCCACAUGGUCCAGAACGUGUCCAUGUCCGUGCACCACAUUGGCCGGGAGCCCACGCUCUGCAAGGUCCUCAAUGCCACCCUCAUCACCUGCCCGUCCCCGGGGGCCCUGAGCAAUACCUCGGCCCCCGUGGACUUCUUCAUCAACGGGCGGGCCUACGCCGACGAGGUGGCGGUGGCCGAGGAGCUGGGGGACCCCGAGGAGGUGCCGCGGGGCAGCAGGUUCCGCCUGGACUACCUCCCCAACCCGCAGUUCUCCACCGCCAAGCGCGAGAAGUGGAUCAAGCACCACCCUGGGGAGCCCCUCACCCUGGUCAUCCACAAGGAGCAGGACAGCCUGGGACUCGAGAGCCACGAGUACCGCGUCAAGAUAGGCCAGGUGGCCUGCGACAUCCAGAUCAUCUCGGAGAGGGUCAUCCACUGUUCGGUCAAUGAGUCCCUGGGCGCCGCCGAGGGGCAGCUGCCCAUCACGAUCCAAGUAGGGAACUUCAACCAGACCAUCGCCACGUUGCAGCUGGGGGGCAGCGAGACCGCCAUCAUAGUGUCCAUCGUUAUCUGCAGCGUCCUGCUGUUGCUCUCUGUGGUUGCCCUGUUUGUCUUUUGUACCAAGAGCCGCCGCGCAGAGCGCUACUGGCAGAAGACGCUCCUGCAGAUGGAGGAGAUGGAAUCGCAGAUCCGCGAGGAGAUCCGCAAAGGCUUCGCAGAGCUUCAGACGGACAUGACAGAUCUGACCAAAGAGCUGAACCGCAGCCAGGGCAUCCCCUUCCUGGAAUAUAAGCACUUUGUGACCCGCACCUUCUUCCCCAAGUGCUCCUCCCUUUCCGAAGAGCGCUACGUGUCGCCCUCGAAGACCCUCAGUCCCCAGGGGAGUGGGUCCGCGCCGCAGGAGACCCACCCGCUGCUGGGAGAGUGGACCAUCCCCGAGAGCUGCCGGCCGCACAUGGAGGAGGGCAUCAGCCUCUUCUCGUCCCUGCUCAACAACAAGCACUUCCUCAUCGUCUUCGUGCACGCCCUGGAGCAGCAGAAGGACUUUGUCGUGCGGGACAGGUGCAGCCUGGCCUCGCUGCUGACCAUCGCUCUGCACGGCAAAUUGGAGUACUAUACAGGCAUCAUGAAGGAGCUGCUGGUGGACCUCAUCGACGCCUCGGCCGCCAAGAACCCCAAGCUCAUGCUGCGGCGCACCGAGUCGGUGGUGGAGAAGAUGCUCACCAACUGGAUGUCCAUCUGCAUGUACAGCUGCCUGCGGGAGACGGUCGGGGAGCCAUUCUUCCUGCUCCUGUGUGCCAUCAAGCAGCAGAUCAACAAGGGCUCCAUCGACGCCAUCACUGGCAAGGCCCGCUACACGCUCAACGAGGAGUGGCUGCUGCGGGAGAACAUAGAGGCCAAGCCCAGGAACCUGAACGUGUCCUUCCAGGGCUGCGGCAUGGACUCGCUGAGCGUGCGAGCCAUGGACACCGACACGCUGACACAAGUGAAGGAGAAGAUUCUGGAAGCCUUCUGCAAGAAUGUGCCCUAUUCGCAGUGGCCGCGGGCCGAGGACGUGGACCUUGAGUGGUUUGCCUCGAGCACCCAGAGCUACAUCCUGCGGGACCUGGACGACACCUCGGUGGUGGAGGACGGCCGCAAGAAGCUCAACACGCUGGCCCACUACAAGAUCCCCGAAGGGGCCUCUCUGGCCAUGAGCCUGUCGGACAAGAAGGACAAUACCCUGGGCCGAGUGAAGGACUUGGACACGGAGAAGUAUUUCCACUUGGUGCUGCCCACCGAUGAGCUGGCGGAACCCAAGAAGUCCCACCGACAGAGCCACCGGAAGAAGGUGCUCCCCGAGAUCUACCUGACCCGCCUGCUGUCCACCAAGGGCACGCUGCAGAAGUUUCUGGACGACUUGUUCAAGGCCAUUCUGAGCAUCCGGGAAGACAAGCCCCCGCUGGCCGUCAAGUACUUCUUCGACUUCCUGGAAGAGCAGGCCGAGAAGAGGGGAAUCUCCGACCCGGACACCCUGCACAUUUGGAAGACCAACAGCCUCCCCCUGCGGUUCUGGGUGAACAUUCUGAAGAACCCCCAGUUCGUCUUCGACAUCGAGAAGACGGACCACAUCGACGCCUGCCUCUCCGUCAUCGCCCAGGCCUUCAUCGACGCCUGCUCCAUCUCCGACCUGCAGCUGGGCAAGGACUCUCCCACCAACAAGCUGCUGUACGCCAAGGAGAUCCCCGAGUACCGCAAGGUCGUGCAGCGCUACUACAAGCAGAUCCAGGACAUGACGCCGCUCAGCGAGCAGGAGAUGAACGCGCACCUGGCGGAGGAGUCGCGGAAAUACCAGAACGAGUUCAAUACCAACGUGGCCAUGGCAGAGAUCUAUAAAUACGCCAAGAGGUAUCGGCCCCAGAUCAUGGCCGCCCUGGAGGCCAACCCCACGGCCCGCAGGACGCAGCUGCAGCACAAGUUCGAGCAGGUGGUGGCCCUGAUGGAGAACAACAUCUACGAGUGCUACAGCGAGGCCUGACCGCGGCCGAGUCGGGCUGCCACACCGAGGAGCGGAGGAGGCUCAGGAGGAGGGCGGACCAGGGAGGCCAGGCCUGGAGCCCCCAAGCCCGGCCCCAGGGAGGCCUCUGUGUCCCCUCCGACUGGCUCUGACUCUGGGAUGGGGGCCGCUCUCUGGGAAGCUGUCCCCGUCCACCCAGCACAGUGACCUGCCCUGCACCAGCCAGCUGCUAAGACAGCCCGGCCUCAACCCGGGGAGCGGAGGCUGCAGCCCCCCAAAACACUACCUCAUGCAAACUGGAGCGAGAGGGGGGAGCCCUGGAUGGCUUUGUGCUUUCACCACC